Molecule: messenger RNA, 5978 nt
Organism: Cygnus olor (mute swan)
Lineage: Eukaryota; Metazoa; Chordata; Aves; Anseriformes; Anatidae
Gene: CNIH3
Product: cornichon family AMPA receptor auxiliary protein 3
Exons: 6
Coding region: 287-769 (160 amino acids)
Biological process (GO): vesicle-mediated transport; regulation of AMPA receptor activity
Cellular component (GO): synapse; dendrite
Source: RefSeq, a predicted model, not a curated record
UGCGAGGGGCGCGGGGAGCGCCCGGCCGGAGGGGCCGUGGGUGAGACCUCGGGGCCGGGGCGGCGCGGAGGGGCUCCGCACCCCCGCGUCGUGCCUCCUCCCGGAGCGACGGCGGGCCCGGCCGGCUCUUUGUCCUGGGGCCGAGCAUCCCCUCCCUUGUGCUGUCCGAGGGCGACGCACUCCGCCCUGCCGGAGGCGGAGGCGCGGACGCCCGUCUCCCCCCCGGGGGCUUGGGGGUCGCGGCUCUCCCGUGCCCGCAAGGGCGCCCCGGGGGGCUCUCCCCGCCAUGGCCUUCACCUUCGCCGCCUUCUGCUACAUGCUGUCGCUGGUCCUCUGCGCCGCCCUCAUCUUCUUCGCCAUCUGGCAUAUAAUUGCCUUUGAUGAGCUACGGACAGACUUCAAAAGCCCUAUAGAUCAAUGCAACCCAGUCCAUGCAAGAGAGCGACUGAGAAAUAUUGAGCGUAUUUGCUUCCUUCUGCGAAAGCUGGUGUUGCCGGAGUACUCUAUCCAUAGCCUUUUCUGCAUAAUGUUUUUGUGUGCCCAGGAAUGGCUCACACUGGGGUUAAAUGUUCCUCUGCUUUUUUAUCACUUCUGGAGGUAUUUUCGUUGCCCAGCAGAUAGUCCAGAACUAGCAUAUGAUCCACCCGCAGUCAUGAAUGCAGAUACCUUGAGUUACUGUCAAAAAGAGGCCUGGUGUAAGCUAGCUUUCUAUCUCCUUUCUUUCUUCUACUAUCUUUACUGCAUGAUCUACACUUUGGUGAGCUCUUAACUGAAACAUCAUCAUUGAAGACUGAAAACAACAAAGGCUGUGGAGGUACAAGGGUGAGUGAGCCAAGUGAUGCAUGAGAAAAAAAAGGAAAAAAAAAUAAAGAGAGGAAGACUUUGAACCCAAGAAGUAAAUAAAGUAUGUGAAAGAGAGAUCCAGCAGAAGCAGAGUACCAUGAAGAAUGGCUGAGUUAACUGUGUUUAUCUUUUGUUUCUCAGUGUGUUGCAGUAAAUGGCUUUCAAAACCCAAGCAAAACCAAAAAAUGCAACAAGGUGGGCUGAGUUACAGAACUAUUCACCUCUUCAGGGAUAAUGCUACUCAGCUAAAUGCAGUCAUCAUAAACUGUAGCCCCUAUUGUCUUCCAGGAAGCAAAGUUUUUUUGUUGUUAUUGUUUUUGCUUUUAAUGACUGUUCUGUUCUGAGGAAGCAGAGGGCAAGAUCAUCAUACACAGCAAGAACAGCUACACAAUACGUUCUGAAAAUGAGCAUUGACAAGUUCAGAUAAGAUGUGUGACCAUUCUGCAGGGAUGUUCUUGUGACAUUAGUCAAACAGGGAUAUUGGAUCUUGGGAAAUUGUUUCAGGUGUUCUUUUUUUUUUUCACCCAUAACAAAAAUAGCAGAAGAAUUUAGAAAUUACAGUGUUCUGUUUUUUAAUGAUAUGCUAUUCCUGUAGGUAAAUGUCCAGUAUAUUUCUGUAUUUUAUUUAUGAUGCAUCAUAGCACAGUAAUACAUGUAAAUACAUUGGGAUUGACCUAAGCACGUCAAGCACUUACCAGAGUAGUAUUCCUCUGACUGCAAAAAAGACUGGUAAAAGCUGCAUAUGUUAAAGAGGAUUGUAACAUAAACGUUAUCUUCUUUAGAAUGCUGGAUAACAAAAUGCUGGACCAGGUGAUCAUGGGCUAUAAUUCUGUUGUGCAGCUUUAUUUCUGCUGUCAAAUUUAAGCUAAAACUAAGGCACAAAAUGUUUUUGUCUCAUAUUAGGUGGGUAUAGGAAGUUGUUCUUUUUUAUAAUUUAAAAGUUUUUUUCAUUAUUUUACCAUAUUUAUGUUUAAUUGUUUAUAUAUGUGCUGUAUAUCUUCAUAUAUAUGUAUAUACAAAUGCACAUCUAUAUAAACACAAUCUAUUCAUAUUUUAGGUUUAUCUGUUUAAUUUAACAGGUCAGAAGCAUUAUAUGUUCAGAACUGCUACUAAGACUAGUAAGACUAGUACCACUACACGCACAGAAACAACUUGGGUCUUGCAUUGUCAAUGAGGUAAUAAGACAUGUUACUAGCAGAGAUGCAGAGUGUGCAAAUAGGCCCAUCUGUAUGGAAACAGUUUGGUUACAGACUGUCUUGUUAGCACUAGCUCAUUGUUCACCCUCCCAAAUUUGUUCUGCCUAUUGAGAGCCAACUGAUUGUUCUUUUGGACUUUGGGCAUGGGAUUUCAGAAGGAGAGGUCCAGUCUCACAUUCAGCACCAUCCCUGUGCUAACAAACCCUGUUUUAGAGCAUGGUGGAGAAGCAAUGGACUGAAUGCAGUAAUCUCAUGUCUGGCAAGGUCAAAACGGAGCUGGAGUUACUGCAUGCAUACAGUGACAAGGUUUUUGUUGGUGUGAUCAGACUAUGUUAACAAAAUUAAAUCCUUUUAGCCUGCAAAGUACAGUGGUGAAUUAAAAUUGCUUGUGGCCCAUGCCAACUCCUGGCCAUUACUUGGAAUAGUGCUAACUGGCUUGUGCAAAAAGUAUACUGGGGUCAUUCUAACAACAUUUAGAAGAUCAAGUUGUUCCAAGCACAGACAUUCUUUAAUUUAUCGGUACAGACAUAGCCAAUAAAUCUUGCUGUAUGCAGUUUAACUUCCUAUAACUUAGCAUUCCUACUUCUGGGAAGCACACAACAAGGCUGCCAAUUCAGGUUACUUAGGAAGCUAAUUUGGGCUUGAUGGUUCGUAAGUUUGGAUUGCACGCACUACAGAAGUGGCUAAGUAUGCUCUUGAAAUCACAUUGACCUUGCAAUCAGUAUGGCUGUGUUUGCUUGGAGUGUGCUUGAGCUAAGAAACUUUGCUGGGUCAUUACAGAGCUAACUCUGAUAAAGUUCUGUCGCCAUGAUAUAAUUAAUGCAAAACUGAUCAAAAGCUGUAGUUUGUCUUUAACUGAAUUUCUUUUGUACAUACUAUAACUUAAAGCACCUCGUUCUGCAGAAGUAUAGGAGCUAACUUCACAGGAGAAAAUCAGCAUCACAGUGAUAACUUUUAAGCAUCUUGCUACCUUAUAAAGCUUUCAAAUCUGAGUAGGUGACUGAAUCUUUCCGGAAUGCAUCAGAGGUAGAAAAAAAUGAAUUCAGGUUUUCUACAUUCUAGAUAUAUGCUUUAAAGUCAGUUUCAUGAAAAGUCCUGGCAUGUUUUUGUGAGGCUGAAUGGGUGAAAUUAUGAUCCAGUUUUGCAGGAAAAGACAAUUUUCAAAUCCUGAGCUUUAGGCAUGAACUAGAUCACUAGCAGAUCAGUUGAUUGUCUACAGGGCUCUGUGAGUUUUUGCAACUGGCAUUGCCAUCUAAUCCUUGACUUCGUACACAAAGAGGCACUUACAUUCACAGGUCUUCUGAAUGUGGCUUCAGGUGACUGCAAAGACGUACCGCUUGAAUGGACCUGCUAGGUCACUCAGAACAAGUUCUCUGUUUCAGGCAACCUCAUCAAUGUACUUCUCAAACACCACUUGAAAGCAGAACAGUUGGUUUGAUCCCACUACUGCUGUCAGCGUUUCCAGGAUCUCACCUGCUCUCAUAAUAGCAAGUUUUUCUUCAUUUCCAGAUUAACACUUCUUCUUGCAUAAUUAAUUCCAUUUGCUUUUGAGCCAACAUUAGUCUAAAUACCCCUUAUCUCAUGACAUUUAACACUCUGAUACACAGGGAGAGCAGUCCUUUUCAGCCUCUGGUUAGAAGUGAGCUGUCUCUUCUUCCAUCCUCCCAUAGAAAAGCUCUCCAUUCUCCAUGUCUUCUUUAUAAGAUUUCUCUGCUGUCUCUCCAGUCAAAUUAAUUUUUCUUGAGAGUGGAUAAUGAAGCUGUUCAGAGAAUUCUGAAUAUCUUACCCCAUCUCGUCCUUACUAUGAAAAGACAAUGAAAGCUAACUUUCUCAUUUUUUACCAAAAAUCCUUAUUCAAAAAAAGUAAUCCCGCUGUUCUUAAUAACAUUUUGUUUCUCUUAAAGAACAAUUUUAAUUUAAAUCAAUGGAAAAAUUGUCUGAUAUGAGGAUACUUUCCCUUUCCUGGAAUUUAGUGAAGCUCCUCCUGAGUAGGGAUAACAUAUGAAAGUAGCAAAAACAUUAAUUAGAGUAUGUGGUCAAUGUAAAGCAGUUAUCUCCAACCCAGAACUCCAGAAUAGUAAGUGUCCAAGGUGUCUGACAGUAUCAAGAAGUUGCUAAUACUGUGGGCCUCACAGACAACAGAGUAAGAUACAGCCCUCAGUGUGUUUAUUGCUCAGUGUUGUUGCCCAGACAGGUUGCAGUAUCUUGCUGGAUUACCCCAACAGACCAACAGCACUUGGCUGCAGUACAGCACGAAAUCAGUAUGUGGCGGUGCUGCUGUUGUGACAGGUAACUUCAAUAUUGUAUUCACAGUGGUAUCUAGAUUAGUCAUUUUCUUACAAUGACAGGACUGUCUCCCUGGAUUUAUCAACAGGUACAAAAAAAAAAAGUGUUUGUUUUUAAAUUAAAUAGCUCUUUUCUGUAAUAGGAAGUGUUGUAAAAUGUCCAGAAAUUUACCCUGUAUUCUUCUGUGUUGCAUCUGUGGGUUCUGGCCUCUCAACAGUUAUAUCCAUGUGUAGUAGAUAUUUUCAAGACCAGAUUUGUCAUUUUAGCUGAUAGGCUUGCCAUACAUAUUAUAAGAGAAGCAUGAAUAGAGGAAGGAAAAUUAAGAGAGAAAAGAUAUGGGUUGCCCUCUUAAUACCUGGCUAUCUUGCUGGCUAAACUCAAACUGAGCACACUUUGACCAAAACCAGAGAAGUAGAGCUGCAGGGAAGUAGAGACAAAGAACAGAAACAGAAAAGAGGCAAAGAACAGAAAAACAUGUUGCAAUUUUCAUACACAAAGUGAUCUCUUCCCAGUGUCAUGCUUUUAGGGGAGAAAUAAUCUCUGCCAUCCCUUUUGUCUCCAGUUCCUCCUUCUUGGGUGGGUGGAGGCUACGGAUUUCCUUCCCAGGCCUGAUCACUUCUCGUCUCUUCUCCUGGAAAGGUAAAUGCCAUUGCUUAGGAGCAGCAGUUUUCUUCUCUCACAUGCUCUGGUGAUACAGGCAAACCACACAAAGAUCAUAAGAAAACAUGUCAUUUCCCUUUGCUCCCUUGAACAGGUGCGCGGUUAAGUGCACAUUUAAAUGAUUACUCACUGUCUUCAUUUGUACCAUCUUUAGAACACCUAGCUUGUGAAAUCUUUCCAUACAUAUAAUACUCUAUUUUUUUCCAUGACUGUUGAAUACAUGUAAAGGAAAAGGGUAGGAGAAAAACAAAUGUGAGUGGAUGAAAUCUGAACGAGCUGUUUGCCAAAGGGAUAGAUGCUUGAAAGGCAGCCCCGUUGGUGAAGUGUUGAUCUGUGCUUUUACCUGUCCUAUUUAUAGUCAGGUAGUUACAGCGAUGCUGGAUAAAACCAUUGCUGCUGUGACUGUUUUGGUUUCAAAUACAGCAAGUCAAUGCUGAUAGCAGAACGCUUCGCCUACAAAUAAUUAACAGCACUUAAGCUGUCAUAAAUGUUUUUCCAUCUGUUUCCUUGGACCAUACUCUUAAUUUUACACCAAGGCACUGGAAGUGGAAUAAAAAAUUCUUCAACCUACACCUUUCUACAGAAACUGCAUGGAGGUUGUUGUGAUCUGACACUGCUGUUGGGUCAUGAUUUCUCAUUCAUUGGUAUAAGUAUUAGCACUCUAUUGUUUUCCUUUCUCCAUACAGGUAUUCUUGUAAUAAUAAGAAUAAUCUUACAGGGCAUGGUCCAAAAUCCUUAAAUUUGCUGGAGAUUUUCCAUUGCUUCCAAUGGACUUUGGAUAAUGCCCAUGAAUUGCUCUAGAGCUACAUGGGAAAUACAUCCACACUAGAAAGUCUCUAGAGUUUUGCCAGUAGAGAACCUGUCCUUUAGAUCUUGACAUCACAUUAAUUUACCUUAAUUACAUUAAUGGAAGAAGAACAUACACAUCAGAGGGAGAAGUGUAAUGUUUCAGUGCCAGACUGUCACAGAAAGUUAGACCAAUUUAGUGAAAAU